UAAGAGGAUGGUGCAUGGUGUUGGCUAGCUUUAAGUUAAUUUUCUAUCGCCAGACUGACAAAUGUUGUGCAUCAGGUUCAUCAAUAUAAUUCGGAAUUGAUAGAGAUCCCAGCUCUCAGUUUGUGAAAUUCGUAUGGUAGUCUUUUUACUAAAACUCAAAUCAAAAGCAAUAUAAAAAUUAAGGGAAAUUUCCUAGUAAAUUUUAGAUCAACCUGCGGACCAGCACCACCAUCGAAGACGUAGUCAUGAGUGAACAUAAAAAGAAGAAGACCACAUCAACGAAAAGUAAAACGGACUUUGGACGACAGGUGGACAGCAUGCAGAAUGUGUUGCAAAGGGUCGAAAUGUAUGGGAACAAGCUUAGCGAUCAGAUUCACAAUAUCAAGAAGCUAGUGCGGACCAAUCAAAAUGUCGUGGCCCAGCUGAGGGCCAACGAGAAGACUCUCAAGUCGCUAAUCGAAGAAAGACGGAGACCAGACCAAUCAACCAUCAAACCAUCAAUCAAACCAAACCGUGCGGUCAAGGCGCUCCCCAACGGAAAUGGUGCCUGUGAACAAGGACCUGGAAAGCAACUCCUGAAGACAAAAUCUGUAAGGGUCGUAAACGGGUCCUCCGAAGAAAGAGCUCUAGCGCGACUCCUUGGCGUAAAAACAAAACCUGUCUUGAAUGAAAAUGGUGCCUUAGAGCGAAGACCGAGGACAAAGUCCGUAUUGAGCGAAUAUGGUUGCUGCGAAAAAAGAGCUUCAACGCAACUCCUUGGCAUGACUAGAAAAUCUGUCUGGCAGGAAAAUGGUGCCUGUGAACGAAGAGCUUCAGCGCAACUCCUUGGCGUGCGAAAAAGGAUGAAUUCUAUUGAUCAAGAAAUGGAACGUUUGCGCGCGCCUCGGUCUUGCUUUCCAAUCAAAAUGAGCCCACAUCGUGAGGCUUGCAAGGCGGCCACAUUUGAGAAAAUAUGCUGGACCCAAUGCAAGCCCACGACGGAGGGCUAUUUGCCGCAAAAAGAAGCCAAGGCGGCCGGAUGUUCCACUGACGUAUCAUGGGACAGACAAGCGCUGUAUAAAUCACUCCAAAUUGACUUGGAUAAUCGACAGAGGGGAGGCCGCGAUGCUCCUGCUCCGGCGUCGUUGUAUUCCCUAGAUGGGGAUCUGGUUCGCCAUCAAAAGCUCAUUGAAAGGGUUGAAAACAUUUUGGGGAGCGUUGAAAGUUUGGAAAUCAAAAGCGAGACAGUUUCGGAUGUGAAGAUUCUUUGUAAUCUUGUGAGGAGCGCUCUGAUUCAACGGCAGAGGAGCCUUCAGUUUGGCUGCAAGCAGCCGCGCCGCCGCGAAAACGAUUUCAAUAAAAUCACGUUCUCGAAAGUGUGUCUGACACAUAAAAAUCCGUACAUCUAGAAACAUUUUGAAUCAUAUUUAUAAAUAAUAAAUAAAUACAACAAAUGUAAACUAAUCCGAUUGUUCCUGCACAUGUUAUCGAUAAACAGCAUAUGGAGCAUACAUUUUGGCGCUUUAAGCGCAUGCGCAGACAGCCUCGACUUGUAUAGUCAAUGUCAGACACUUGCAAAACCUAUGGAGACAUUCAGCAUGGACUUGGACUUGGACUUGGAUGUGGCCGGCGCCAGUGGAGGAGCAGUCAGCCAAUACGAGCUCUCCUACGGAGACCAUAUGGACACGUACAACGUUGAGACCUCCGCCGUUCAUCGUAAGCUGCAGAGCAAAGUAGAGGCAUUGAGGAUACUGCGGCUGGAGCUGGAGCAAUUCCGCGUGGAACGGGAUCAGUAUAAGCUGAUGGCAGAGACCCUGCAGCUGCGCUACUCUGCCCUGAAACACAAUAGCGAACUCGUGACCGUGGGCGGCAACGGAUGCGGCCCCCUCAGCCAGAACUCGAGUCUUGCUGCACUGCUACACGAGACCCGGGAGCAGAACCUCAAACUAAACACCGAAGUGGAGGGCUUGAAGCAGCGGCUGAACGAGAUUCAGGGAGACAUGGAGCUGCUGCGUGAGACAGAAGCCACCAACAAGGCUCGGGUGCAGGCCAUGGCCAGCGAGAAUGCGGCACGCAACAAAGAGGAGCUGCAAUGGAGGCGGGAGCGGGCCAACUUCAUUUGCCAUCUGGAGAAUCUGAAGAAGAAAAACGCGCAGCUGGCGUUUGAUUUCAAGGCGAUCAUUGACGAAAAGGAGGAACUGAUUACAGAGCGGGAUGCGUACAAGUGCAAGGCGCAUCGCCUAAAUCACGAACUAUUUGUGGCCCUCAGGGCCAAGAAAACGCAUCCCAAGCUGCUCGAUAUUGAUGGCGUAUUGUUGGAGAACAAGUACCUGCAUGAACGUGUUAAAAUCCAGGAGGGCGAGCUGGAUCUAACCAAACAGAGCAUUUCCAAAUAUAAGUCCAUGUUAGAUGCGAAGCGCAAAAAAGGAAUUGUGAAACUUGGCGGCGGCACCAGCACAAACGACGAAACCAUAUUGAGCCCCAGGCAGGUUAAGACAAUUCUGGAAAGCGGCAUUGAUUUGCCACAGAAAACGGAGACCAUACAUGACCUGAAAUCCUUGUGCUUGGCAUUACUCGAUAACCUGAACGACAAGAACCUGGCUCUAACGCAUCAGAAAAAGACCAACAAAAUACUCGCUGGUAAAAUGACAGACUUGGAGCAACGCUGGCAGCAACUCCUGGCCGGGGAUGCAGAUAGUGCUGAUGCGGAUCAGGAGGAUGAUGAGGAUUACGGCUAUGCCCCCUCGCAGCUCCUGCUCAAUGGCUACUGCGCCGCUAUGGUUGAUGACAUAGACAUUAGCAGCAUUCCGUCCAGUGCUCCAGAUAAUGCUGGCGGCACUCUGACUCCGGAACCGGAGGAACACAACAAGCACAAACCAAGUGACUGCAAUGGGAUCGAGACGCUGCAGCAUUCUGACGAUGGCUUGUCAUCGCUGUCAGCUGAAUCGGUGGACUCAUCCGUCUACGAAGUGGAUGUGCAGAGGGAGGACUUCCAUAAAUCAUCGUCGGCCACCACAGACUCCGGCAACUGUGGCUUUGGCACCCGCAGCAAUGGUACGCCGCGCAUUUCCAGCGCUGUGGCCCGAGAGCGAAUGGAAGAUCUUAAGGACUUGCCACCGCAUUUGGCCACCUUGGUGCAGAAGGCACUGCAUGAGCUAGACCUGCGCGAUUACGAGGCAUUGGUCACUAUAAGAGCAGAGAAUGUGGCCUCUAUUAUCCAUUAGUAGCAAAAUCUAGUCCCAUAUUUCUAUAUAUUUUCCCCAAGACAGGACUUUAAUAGAACCAUAUCGUAAAUGUUGA
This is a messenger RNA of Drosophila pseudoobscura, 3279 nucleotides long. RefSeq names its product coiled-coil domain-containing protein 149. Bases 1461 to 3203 code for a protein of 580 amino acids. NCBI's taxonomy places the organism in Eukaryota, Metazoa, Arthropoda, Insecta, Diptera, Drosophilidae. The transcript has 8 exons. The record is from RefSeq and is a predicted model, not a curated record.